Molecule: messenger RNA, 5696 nt
Organism: Pogona vitticeps (central bearded dragon)
Lineage: Eukaryota; Metazoa; Chordata; Lepidosauria; Squamata; Agamidae
Source: RefSeq, a predicted model, not a curated record
CAGCUGAGAAAUAUAAAUCAGUUGCAUUAGGUCGUAAUCAACCCCUGAAAAAAGAGAAACCAAAAUGGAAAAGUGAUUAUCCGAUGACAGAUGGUCAGCUGCGCAGCAAGAGAGAUGAAUUUUGGGAUACAGCACCUGCUUUUGAAGGCCGCAAAGAAAUCUGGGAUGCCCUGAAGGCUGCAGCACAUGCAUUUGAGAACAAUGAUCAUGAACUGGCACAAGCUAUAAUUGAUGGUGCAAGCAUAACGUUACCCCAUGGUUCUCUUACAGAGUGUUACGACGAACUGGGAAACAGAUACCAGCUUCCUGUCUACUGCCUUUCCCCACCCAUCAACAUGAUAGAAGAGAAGGGUGACCUAGAGACUCUGGAUAUUCCUGAUCCACCACCAAAUUCCGGUCAUGAAUGCCAGCUUCGUUUACGCCUUUCAACAGGAAAAGACCUCAAACUUGUGGUUCGCAGUAUGGACACUGUAUAUCACAUGAAGAGAAGGCUACACACAGUGGAGGGUGUGGAGCCUAGCAGUCAGCGGUGGUUUUUCUCAGGCAGGCCACUUGCAGACAAAAUGAAACUGGAGGAGCUUAAAAUACCAAGGGACUAUGUGGUACAAGUCAUUGUAAGCCAGCCCUUAACAAACCCCAUCCCAGUGGAGAACUGACUUUGUCUGUACUGUACUCCUCUCUUUUUUUUCUCUCAUGUUUCUAUGAUGCGGGAACUUUUUCACAUUUUUCAUUCUCCCCUGUUAAUGGAUUGGUUCCAGGCAAUGACCAGAAGAAAUUCCAUCUGUGAUGGAGCUGUAGGGAAAUGCAUGUGUGCGCACGCACACACAUACAUGCAUGCGCACGCACAUGCGCACACACAUGCACACACACAUACUCCUAUCACUGGAGACUGCUCCCAGUUUAGUAUUUCUUAACACCACAGUAAGAAACUGUUUACAAAGUAAAAGGGGAAAUGAGUGUCAGAGAGUAAGUUCACAGUUUAAAGAAGGUUACAUUUAAAAAGUACUUCGAAUUGUAAGUGAGGUAUUGAAGGGGCAAAGCACUUCUUAAAGAAAGCAAACAAAUAUGAAGUAUUUCAUGAAUCCUCAUCACAUAUAGUUCAGCCUACCCCACAGGGUAGCUGCUCUGGUAAAUCUAGUGUGCUGAUAGGAAUUACUCUUACUAUGGUUUCAUGUAACUGAUUCAAUAAGGCUGCUUCGUAAGAAAGGGCAGUGAGUCUAGGAGAGUCUUUGAGGUGACCUGUGAUAGUUGUCUAGUUUAUCCCAAACUUCAGUUUUGAAAACAGGUCUUGGUACAUUCCAAAUUAGCCACUGUUUUCCCACUGCUGGGUUCAGCACAGGGGUAAAUACUGACUUUUGAGAAUAUAGGCAAUAAUUUAAUAAAUAAAUGGGAUUUCUUGUACACUGUGAAGCCACAGGCUGCAAACAAAUUUGUCCUUCUGACUACUGGGUAUAGAAAGGGGGCCUACCAAAUUAUUACAUACACUACAUCUAGUUGAAAAGUGAAUUACUGGAGGAGCACCAGCAUCAGAAAUAAAACAGGCACAGGAUCUCUUGCACUGAUUAUUACUAGCGUGUAAUGUUUUAAUCCCCUUUUUCAGUAGCUGUGAACAAAUUACAGGAUAAUAGUGCCAGAAGUUUCUGAUGCUAUACUUUUUGGUAAGUUAAGGGUUUGCAGCUUGCGUAAUAAUAUAUUGCUGUUCCUUCCUAUUUUAAAAAAUAUAAAUUUACUUGCCAUAGCUGGGCUCAAAGGUAUCUUUUUCAGUUAAUGUAGAGAGAGAGGUGUAUGCUUAAAUUUGAGGAACUGAGGCUAUCAAAACAGUGUGGAUCAUUUAAAAAGAACUAUGCCUAUUUCUUAUUUGGAGUCCCUAAGCUUUCGGUUACCAUUGGUUCUGUCUCUUGUUUUUAAUGUGGUUAUACUGUUACCAUCACUAUUCUCGAUAUUACACAGCAUUUUUUUCUUGCAUCCUUCUGACUGCUCAUCAAGCCUCCUUACAUGUGGCUCUUCAAAUUUAUUUUGAUCUGUGCGUGAAACUGCUAUACUGACAGUUCAAUCCAGGGUGGGUAUCUUCUGUUGAAAGCGGCAGUUCUUUGGUGAUGUCUAGCUAACCAGUGUUAGUUUAAUUAUCUUUCUAUGUUAAGUGGGUAUAAAAUAGUGAAAUCUUGAGUAGGAUCAGAUGGUGGAACAGCACUUUCCAGCAGAAGGAGGGGGGGUCAUCUUCCUGUUUCUAUGCUAAACCCUGGACACCUGCAAAACUGUCUCUGAAGGGCUGAGAAACUCAAUGAAGUUUCACUACAGGCAGGAUUUAUAAGGUGAGGCUUUUUAAAGAGAAUAUAUGAUGGCUUGAUCCCCUCAGGGUUUGUUUUGGGUUUUGUUUUUGCUUAUUGUGGGGGCAGGUUGGGAACUAGGCUUCAGAUUUGGAAUCACUUGCCAUAUGGACAUGAAUGUAUCAUUACAGGUCAUAACCAAAGUAGUUUUUAAGGUAGUGUCUACUACUGUCUGAUCUUUCUGUGAAGUUUUGGAGCCUGAAAGUAAUCAAGAUGCCUUGAGAGCACUUUACUGCAAACGAAUGCCUUUUCUUUUUCAGCUAUUUAGUAAGCUUCCCCAUUUCUCUUGGUAACUAUACUCACUGGUUCUUGCAAUUCAGAGCAGGCACUUCAUAGAUGAUACUCAGUAUGAUGCAGAACAUGAAUUGGGCACUAAGAUUAUUUAUUAAAGUGUUGAUUGGGAUAGUUAAAGCAAAAUUUAAAUGUAUUUUGAAUGUUCUCCCACAUAUUGAAAGGAAGAGGCAUACUGACAUGCUGCACAAAACUUUGAGAACUGUCUUUCUUAGAAAGGCUUUUACAUUUUUGUCAAUUCACUUGGUACUGGUACAUUUUUUUAGUCUUUCUUAUCAAGGAAUAUAAAGGAUAUUUUGUGCAAACAAUUAAAAGAAAAAUUCUUGCAAAGCAAAAGGGGUUUUAUUCCCUCCCCUCUUCCUAAGACUCUUAAGAAAAGGCACAAAAAUAAUUGCAGUUGUCAAGAAUUAAUCAAGCUGUAAAUGGGCUAGUAAGUUUUUAACUACUGUUUUCAAGCCAUAUUUUUUAUAUCAGAGGGAAUUCCAGAUUUCAGGAGUGAGAGCUCAGUACAAAGCAUGGCUCUCCGUAAUUUUCUUUUCUAGGAGGCACAGGUCAGGCAGUAACUGUCAUUAGUGUUCAUUCACCCACCAAGAAGAACAGACAAGGUGUGUAUGAAUGAGUGGUGGCAGCUGCUCUCUGCCAUUCUUGCCACUGGCUCAUCCAUGCUAGUGGACAGGUAAGCAGUAACAGUAAGGAGCAUCUACAGCUGCUUCUCCUCUUCUUUGUAGAAAAUAAGGUUUACCCUGUUGACCUCUACUGCCCAGAUCAAGUGGCGAGGUCCAGUGACAGUGAUGGUAGCUGUUGUGACUCCUUACAGGGUGGAUCUUGGGGCCACAGCAUUUUAAUAAUUGAGGAACUUUAACAGCUGGAAAUUGCUCUGCAGGAUCAGGAAGAGUAACUAGAGGACGUCUGAAUAGCUCCUCCCUUUUUUAGCACUAACCAGAGCUCAGUUUCAUGAAUACACUGCAAAUCUGUUUAUGACAGAGUUGAGCUUAUUUUUUAAAAAAGGAAAAUAUUAUCAUUAUCUACUGUUCUAAAGAUUUACACAUCUUCCUCUUCCUAUUUAUUUCUGUAGGAAUAAAGGUAUAGUUUUAAAUUACACUCUAUAAAGAGGUGACAGCCAAAGGGCCAGAUACUUCUGCCCUAGUAAAUGAGGGAGUUCCGCUCCCAGUCCUGCAAUUAGAUAGGAAUAGUUUGAAAAGAAACUUGGAUUAUCCUUAGGGUUAGAAUGAAAAGAAAAACUUGAUUAUCAGUAAGAAAGGACCUUGCACAUAAAUCUGUGAGCAUGAUGAGAAACUGAUAUUCCUUCUUCUUGCAUGGAUGGGUAGGUACUCAAGAACUGCUGCCCUUUCAUAAGGAAUGUGGCCAUUUUCUCAUCUCUGGAAGCUUUGACUCUUACAAACAAAUAUCUCCUCAGGUAUCAUGAGUAGUUCAGUCUUUGAGAAGGAACUACUGUAUACAUGUCUCAGAACAAAACUUCUUACUUCCUCCAUCCCUGCUCUACAAAGCUUUUGAGGAAAAAAUUGAUUGUCAUCUAUGAAUAGAUCUAAAUUUAUGCAUCCCUCACCACACAGCAGUUUGUCAAUAUGAAUGGAUUCUGGGUGACCUACUACCAGCUACCCCUCAUCCUGGAGUAGAAGCGUUUCCUCCCUCAUUUUCUAUUCAUCUGUCCUCUCCCUCUCUCCCUAACAUAAAGAAGGCUGUAUUAGAGCGGCAAAACAUUUGACUUUGAACUGUCACAAGCCAACAAGCAAACAGUUGCAGAACAGUUUUCAUAACGGUCAUGGUGAAUUUGCAUGUCACUUCUGAUUAACAUUUUCCCUUUUACUAGUGAAUUGCAUCUGCAAACAUGGUGGUGACAGGUCUGUUUAGCAGGGAACUUUAGUGUUCACACUUGUUAUUGCAAAAGUGUCACUAAUAUGUGGCCCAGAAGUAAAGGGUCAUUGGUAAUCUGCUUCUCCUAGAAUAGCCAGAAAGGCAAAAUAAUCAUUGGACUGUUUAUACUGCAUUGUGUAAAAAGAAGAUUGAAUGAAUGAGUGAGUGAGUGAGUGGGAGAAAAAUAGUAUCCACCAUAUUUUGCUCUGUUUAGGAGAGGAAAGAGAGUUUCAUCCAGUGCAUUAGUAACAUAAGCAUCACACAUUUACUAAGCAACAGUUAAUGAGAUUUUUUAAAAUGUUGAUAUUAAAGCAUCUGGUUUGAUUCGAAGAGCAGUGAUUUUUGAGCAAUUUUUUUAGUACUAAAACUUAGUUUCAACAGUAUCUUGAUGGGCAUGGAUAAUGGUCCUUGCUUUUCUUAAUACUGUAAUGUCACAAUUCAUUUUACAAAAAACAGGCAGGAAUUCAUGCUGAUGACAGAGCAAUGAUCAACUGUGACAGAAUGUUUGCUAAAACAUGCAGAUAAAGUCACUGACAAGACAAGGAAAUGGUCCUUCACACUAAGUGCAUUAAUCCUUGGAGAGAAAAAUACCACUAUAGAAACAUAUCAGUAGAUUCAUGCAGUGCUGUACUAUUUAAGAAAUGAUUUUAGGAUUGAAAGCUUCUAGCAAUUUGGGUCUGUUGUAAAUUUGUGUGUUUGGGUUAUGCAUAUCAAAUACAUGAUACUGUCUCAUCUAACAUAAGGUUUUCUUUACAUGAUUGUGUCUGACUAGGUCAUAUUUACUAAAGACUAUCUAGAGCUCUCUUUGGGAUGGUUUCUUCAACUAUCUGGCAAUAAUCAUUUUUGACAAACUUCACUUGCAGCCUUUUCUGAAGUGUAUUUAAAAGAAAAACAGGUUGUACCUAUCAGUGUAUAGGUGGUGUAAAGAAAUACUAUGAAUGGGAGAUACUGAAUGGGAAUUUAAGAACAACCUACGUUGUCAACAUUUUAUUUCAGAACCAGGGGAUAUUAAGCUACAAGACUUGCAACCUCACCGAUUUGGCUAAUUGUUAUGUGUCCUAGGUAACCCAGCUGGUUUUAAAAUAAUUCCUUGUCCAAGAAGUAGUCUUAAUUUGGCCAUUCUGGUCUGCCAUUCUUUUUCCUCUACUUCAGUGCUUCCCAACCUUGGGUACUCCGAUGUUCUUGAACUACAACUCCCAGAAA